Molecule: messenger RNA, 1948 nt
Organism: Pelodiscus sinensis (Chinese soft-shelled turtle)
Lineage: Eukaryota; Metazoa; Chordata; Testudines; Trionychidae
Source: RefSeq, a predicted model, not a curated record
GGGGAAUUCUGCUGGAUGGUACAAAAGGAUGAAGACACACGUAAAGAUUAUGACUACAUGUUGGAUCAUCCUGAAGAGUAUUACAGCCAUUAUUAUCACUACUACCGCAGGAGGUUGGCACCUAAAGUUGAUGUCAGGAUAGUGAUUCUAGUGACUGUAUGUGCUAUCUCUGUGUUUCAGUUCUUCAGCUGGUGGAGUAGCUACAAUGAGGUCAUCAACUACCUUGUCACCGUGCCAAAAUAUCGUCUACAAGCACUUGAGAUUGCUAAGCGACAAGGCCUACUGAACAAAGCUAAAGAAAAAGGCAAAAACAGACGGUCUAAGGAAGAAAUCCGCGAGGAAGAGGAAGAAAUCAUCAAGGACAUUAUCAAAAAUAAAGUAGAUAUAAAAGGCGGUUAUCAGAAGCCUAAAAUAUAUGAUAUCCUCCUGUUCCAAAUCCUGUUAGCUCCUGUUUACUUGUGCAAAUAUAUAGCUUGGUAUUGUUGGUGGAUUUAUUGCUUUCAUAUUAAAGGGCAAGAAUAUGGUGAAGAAGAGAAGCUAUAUAUCAUACGCAGAAACAUGAAAAUGUCACAGUCUCAAUUUGACAGUCUGGAAGAUAAUCAGAAAGAGACUUUUCUAGAAAGGCAGCUAUGGAUAAAAGAGAAGUAUGAGGUCUACAAGCAAGAACAAGAGGAAGAGCUAAAGAAGAAGAUGGCCAUGGACCCACGAUGGAAGAGAUACAGGCGGUGGAUGAAGAAUGAAGGACCUGGAAGAUUAACGUUUAUUGAUGACUGAAGUCUGCUAAACAGUACCUAUAAACUUGAUUUGCAAGAAAAUUUCGUAACUAUGAGGGAACACUGCAGAUAUAAUUCCUAAAGAUCCAACCUACAGCAACCAGGAUGACUGUCAGGGUGGGAAGUGCAGAUCCAGAGAGCAGGGUAGAUGUGCAGCCUCACAACAGAAGUUUACAGGAGAUAGACCAUAGGCAGGAAAAGUGAAACGUCUGCCUCUCUUACUCAGGAAGCUCAGAGAGUGGGGAGAUAGUAGGAAGAAGCAGCAAACCCUAAAGACCCAUGGUGCCUCAUCUGAUAAAUGGGUGUGACUGGAGACAAACAGCAGGAGAGCUGCAGGUGGUUUAUAGUCAGGGUCAAGAUUGCAAUUAAACACCCGUAUACUACAGCCAGGACUUACAGGAGUGAGGGAGAGGAGAGGCUGAUUUGAUUAGAGACUGGUAGCAGGGAAGGGGGUUCUGGGCAUAAAAGGAAAAUACCAACUUUUACUGAAGUCAAUGUAACCUAGAUCUGGCCUUGAAAUUCAAGAAAGAGCUUGUAUUUAAAUUACAGCGUGGGAAUCAGAUUUUUCCCCCUUUGGUCGUAAGCGCACUUGAUAACUCAGUUGCAACUGGUACAUUUAUCAACAGCAUCUGCCUUGAAAAGAAACACUCUCCCAUGGAAUUUUUUGACUGACUAAAAAUGUAAAAAUAUAUUUCUUGUAGGUCAAGAUGAUACAUUACAAGAUUUUUCAAUGCUUUUUAAUCAUUGGUCUGAGCCAAUGCUUACUGAGGUCAGUGGGAGACUUUCCAUUAAUGACUUUGAGCUUUGGAUCAGUUUAAAUGUGUAAGUCUGGUAGAAAGCAAAACCCCCCCCCCAAAAAAAAAAACACCAACCACCAAAAAACAAAAAAUCCUGAGCUGCAAAAAGUAUGGCUAAGUCUGCAUACAAAUAUGGACUUGACGCACAUGCAGUACUGUUUUAAGAAAACAGCUUUAUGAUAUUACGUUGACCAAACAUUGUACCAAAAAGGUCCAGCUAUUAAACCCUUUUCUCUGAACUUCCACAUAUAAAAUUAUUUCAGUAAUUAUUCAAAUAAUAAAUAGCUGCAAUACGUACACAAUUUACAAUAAGGACAAUGCUAAUAGUUCCCUAUACCUCCCCUAGAUCAAAGGUUUUCAAACUUUUUCGUGGAAGGG